This is a messenger RNA of Spirodela intermedia, 1095 nucleotides long. Lineage: Eukaryota; Viridiplantae; Streptophyta; Magnoliopsida; Alismatales; Araceae. The record is from the annotation of a GenBank genome assembly.
AUGAGGUAACUGGCAUUUCACCGUCUCCCUUGCGAUUCUUCUCCCUCUCGUCCGCUUCGUGAUCGUCUGAUUUCCGCAAUGAUCGGCGUUGCUGAAUCGUCCUCAUCUCUCUCUCAGAGACUUGAUCGACGUUCCUUUCUCCUUGAGAUCUAGCAGAAAAUUGCCGGUUGUGAGAGAUGGCGAAACAUGAAAGGAUACUGAGUGCUAGAUGCUCACUAAUCCACGAAUUCCAUUGUGAUUUCAGCCGGCACCCGACCACGAAGUGGGCCCAGAGGUCCGACGAGGUCUACCUCAAGAUCGAGCUUCCGGACGCGAAGGAUGUGAGCCUGGAGCUGCAGCCAGAAGGGAAGUUCAUCUUCUCGGCGACCAAAGAUGGUGUUCCCUAUGAGAUCGAAAUCGAGCUCUUCGAUAAGAUCAAUGUCGAGGUAAUGCCAUUCUUCAAUGUCCUCAUCCUCAUGCUCUUCGACUACGUUCCCGUCAUCUGAGCACUACCUUCGGGAUGCCACAGGAAAGCAAAGCCACUGUUGGUGUGAGGCAUAUUGCGUAUGUUAUAAAGAAAGCCGAGAAGAAAUGGUGGAGCAGGAUUCUGAAACAAGAGGGCAAGCCUCCCGCCUUCCUGAAAGUUGAUUGGGAUAGAUGGGUGGACGAGGAAGACGAAGAUGGUAAGCACAAACGCUAGCAACCCUUAAUCUCCUUCGCACUGUUUAGGCAGCCACGAAUUCCAGUUUAACAUCUGCAAUCUGCCGACAGAAACGGAGCGGGUGGACGUCGACAAAAAGGAUUUCUCGGUAAGAACCAUUUUCCUGAUCUUCUUGGUCUCCGCUGAUCCUGUUCUGGAACCGAGUUUCUCAUUCCGAAUUCACUCUGGUGUGUUAAUUCUGAGUUUGAUGAAAUAACUCCGUGAACAAAUCGGUAGAAACAAUCAUCCUAACUCACUUCCUACUUUCGGAAGAAAUCGAAGCAGAGGACGAAGAAGAGAAGACAGAAGAGGAAGGCCAACCUACUGCAGAAGCUGAUGGCAAGGCUGAAGCCGAAGUGCGCUUGCGUAAAGUAGCCCGCUUUCAUUGUACCCUAUCAACAGUAAAUACUUUGUAA